UCCUCAGCUCCAGGGGCAGCUCGCACUCCGUCUUCCCAGCCUUCGGUUCGCUGUCACAGUUUCUCUUUCCUGUCUGCAUCAGCGGCAGUUGUCGGGCGCCCGGAGUGAGGGGCGCUUCUUCAGCUUUUGCGGGACCAGGGCCUAGAGCGGCUAGCGGAGAACACGCCGCGUCCCGGGCCAUGGGGACGCCGACCGGCCCCUGAGCGAGGGGAGACGCCAGAGGGAGCCGAAGUGGAGGAAGGGCCUUCUGCACGCCGAGGUCGAGGUUCCGACGCCGCGCCGCCUCUGCGCCCUUUCUUUCCUGCUCUCAGCCAAUACUAUUCUGGAGCCGGAAAGUUAAGUCCCCAAGGCAGUAGCCACCAGCAGCCAGCCUAGGAGCCAUUAUGCCUUGGCCCUUUUCAGAAUCCAUCAAGAAAAGGGCCUGCAGAUACCUGCUGCAGAGGUACCUUGGCCAUUUCCUGCAGGAGAAACUGAGCUUAGAACAGCUUAGCCUGGAUCUCUACCAAGGGACUGGAUCCCUCUGGCAGGUCCCCUUGGACAAAUGGAGUCUCAAUGAAAUUUUGGAGUCUGCAGAUGCACCUCUAGAAGUGACAGAAGGAUUUAUUCAAUCAAUUUCUCUCUGUGUUCCUUGGGGCUCAUUGUUACAAGAUAAUUGUGCACUGGAAGUGAAAGGAUUAGAACUAGUGUUCAGGCCUAGACCUCGACUAGCAACUGGUUCUGAGCCUAUGUAUUGGUCAAGCUUUAUGACCAGCAGCAUGCAACUUGCAAAAGAAUGCCUUAGUCAUAGAUUAACAGAUGAUCAAGGGGAUGGAUCACAGCCUUUUGAAGGACUUGAAAAAUUUGCUGAAACUAUAGAAACAGUUCUACGAAGAGUGAAAGUUACUUUCCUGGAUACAGUUUUGAGAAUUGAACACAUACCAGAAAAUUCAAAAACUGGGACUGCACUUGAAAUUCGAAUAGAAAGAACUAUGUAUUGUGAUGAAACUGCUGAUGAAUGCUCUGGAAUCAAUGUACAUCAACCUACAGCUUUUGCUCACAAGCUGCUUCAGCUUUCUGGAGUCUCUAUCUUUUGGGAUGAGUUUUCUGCAUCAGCAAAAUCUUCUCCAGGGUCUUCAACUGCACCAGUGGAAACUGAACCAAAACUUUCACCCAGUUGGAAUCCGAAAAUUGUUUAUGAGCCACACCCACAGCUCACUAGAAAUUUCCCAGAGGUAGCACCCACUGCUCCUGUUCAGGUUGGAAAGAUGAUUGGUAGAAUGGAGUUGAGCCUUACCUUAAAACAAAAUGAAGUACUUCCUGGAGCUAAGUUGGAUGUUGAUGGACAUGUAGACUCAGUACACCUGUUUCUUUCACCAAGGCAAGUUCAUCUGAUUUUGGACCUGUUGGCUGCUAUAGCUGGACCAGAGAAUUCUGGUAAAAUAGUGCUACCUACUAAAGAUAGAAAAAAUCGUCCAAUGCAGCAGGAAGAUGAGUAUCGGAUUCAAUUGGAAUUGAAUCGGUGUUUACGAAGAGACUCCCUCUCAGUGGGUGCAUCAUCUGAGCAGAGUUUUUAUGAAACAGAGUCGGCUAGAACACCUUCUAGCCGAGAAGAAGAAGUUUUCUUCUCCAUGGCUGAUAUGGAUAUGUCUCAUAGUCUCUCAUCUCUUCCUCCUCUUGGAGAUCCCCCAAAUAUGGAUCUUGAUCUCUCCUUAACUAGUACAUUCACAAAUACUCCAGCAGGAUCUCCAUUGAGUGCCACUGUGCUUCAGCCAACUUGGGGUGACUUUCUUGACCAGCAUAAAGAGGAACAACCAAUCAAAGGAUCUCCAUUUUCAUCCAACUUAAUUCACCAGACAUCUUUACAAAGGACUUCUCUUCCUUCCAGAUCUGUUUCACUGGAUGAGUCCAGGCCUGAACUUAUUUUUAGAUUAGCUGUGGGAACUUUUUCAGCCUCUGUACUUCACAUCGAUCCUUUAUCACCACCUGAAACUUCUCUGAACCUUAAUCCAUUGACUACAAUGGCAUUAUAUUUCUUUACUUGCAUAGAAAAGAUUGAUCCAGUAAGAUUUCUUGCACAUGACUUUGAAUCCUUCAGAGAAGUCUUUGCAGAGGCUUGUUCCCAUGACCACCUUAGAUUUAUUGGUACUGGCAUCAAAGUAUCCUAUGAACAAAGGCAAAGAUCAGCUUCUCAAUAUUUUAGUACUGAUAUUUUGGUUGGACAAAUGGAACUUUUGGAGUGCCUUUUUCCUACUGAUUCUCAUACUGUUUCUACACACUAUACGGAGCUUUUGAAGUUCCAUUCUAAAAAAGGAAGUGAUUUACAUCCCCAGACUUGUCUUCAGCUUCAUUAUAAACAUUCAGAUAAUAGAGGACCCCAAGGCAGUCAAGCACGACUUAGUGCAGUUCCUCAGAAAGCAGAAUUACAUAUUAAGUUAAAUCCAGUGUUUUGUGAACUGGAUAUUAGUAUUGUGGAUAGAUUAAAUUCCUUGCUUCAACCACAGAAACUUAGCACAGUGGAGAUGAUGGCUUCUCACAUGUAUACAUCUUACAACAAACAUAUAAGUCUGCACAAAGCUUUCACAGAAGUUUUUUUGGAUGAUUCACAUACUCCUUCAAAUUGUCAGAUAUCUGUACAAGUAACCACACCUGCAUUAAAUCUUGCUGUUCGCUUCCCAAUACCCGAUCUUCGAUCAGAUCAAGAAAGAGGACCUUGGUUUAAGAAGUCACUUCAAAAGGAGAUCCUUCAUUUAGAAUUUACCAGUAUGGAAUUUAAGACUGAGUUUAUAGGAGGGUCAUCUCCAGAGCAAAUUAAAUUGGAACUUACCUUUAGAGAACUAUUUGGUUCAUUCCAGGAAGAUAAAGGAGAACCAUUAGUUAAAUUUUUUCAAGUGUCUAGUGGAAUAGAUGGGGAUAUAACAUCAUCAGAUGAUUUUGAUUGGCCACGAAUUGUGCUGAAAAUAAACCCAUUAGCUAUGCAUUCCAUUUUGGAGAGAAUAGCAGCAGAGGAAGAAGAAGAGAGUGAUGGUCACUUUCAAGAGGAAGAAGAAGGAGGAGCACAUUCUUUGAAAGAUGUUUGUGAUUUAAGAAGACCAGAGCCAUCUCCUUUUUCUUCUCGUAGAGUAAUGUUUGAAAAUGAGCAGAUGGUGAUGCCUGGUGAUGCUUUGGAGAUGACAGAGUUUCAAGACAAAGCAGUCAGCAACUCUCACUAUGUAUUAGAACUUACAUUACCAAAUAUUUAUUUAACAUUGCCAAAUAAAAAUUUUUAUGAGAAGCUCUAUAAUAGGAUCAGUAAUGACCUGCUACUGUGGGAACCAACAGCUCCAUCACCUGUGGAAACACUGGAAAAUAUUUCAUAUGGUAUUGGGCUCUCGGUAGCCAGUCAACUGAUUAAUACCUUCAACAAAGAUAGUUUUAGUCAGUUUAAAUCUACAGUUCAUUACGAUGAUGAGAGUGGAUCCGAGGAAGAGACUUUGCAGUAUUUUUCCACAGUUGAUCCCAACUAUCGUUCUCGUAGGAAAAAAAACCUUGAAUCUCAAAACAAGAAUUCUCAGAGUUUUCUUUCUGUUCUUCUGAACAUCAAUCAUGGAUUAGUAUCAGUAUUUACAGAUAUUAAGCAAGAUGACAGAGAAUUGUUAGAAAGUAAACAUGGUGAAUUCUGGUUAGAAUUCAAUAGUGCUUCAUUAUUUUUCGUGACAAAAUAUGAAGGUUUUGAAGAUAAACACUACAUCUGUCUUCAUUCAAACAGCUUCAGUUUAUAUCACCAAGGCAUGAUAGAUGGAGUGAUUCUUCCUGCUGAAGUACGACUUCCCACCACAACUCGUCCACAUUGGUUGGAACCUAUAAUUUAUUCAUCAGAAGAAGAUGGUUUUAGUAGAACUUCAGAUGGUGUUGGAGGAGACUCUUUAAGUAUGUUAUCUGUUGCUGUUAAAAUCCAGUCUGAUAAAUCAGAGAUGAAUACAAAGGAAUUUCUCAUUGCGGUGGGACUCAAAGGAGCAACCCUUCAGCAUAAAGUACUUCCUUCUGGACUUAGCUGGCAUGAACAGAUUUUAUAUUUCAUGAAUAUUUCUGAUGAACCUGUUUUGGGAUAUAAUCCUCCAGCUUCCUUUACAACUUUUCAUGUUCAUCUCUGGAGUUGUGCCCUUGAUUAUAGGCCUCUUUAUUUGCCAACAAGAGCUCUUCUGACUGUAGAAACAUUUAGUAUUUCUAGUAGUGUUUCUUUGGAUAAAUCAUCAUCCACUCUCAGAAUUAUCUUGGAUGAAGCUGCUUUACAUUUGUCUGAUAAAUGUAAUACUGUGACUGUAAACUUGAAUAGAGAUUAUGUCCGUGUAAUGGACAUGGGCCUUUUGGAAUUAACUAUCACAGCAAUGAAAUCUGAUUCUGAUGGGGAGCAAACUCAGCCUCGCUUUGAGCUGCACUGUUCUAGUGAUGUUAUUCACAUCAGAACAUGCUCUGAUUCUUGUGCUGCCCUCAUGAAUCUUAUACAGUACAUUGCAAGUUAUGGUGAUUUACAUGCACCCAGUAAAACAGAAGUUAAACCUGCAGCUGUCCAAAAGAAAACAAAGGUGGAUACCACUAGUUGGCCAUCUUCAAGAGGUCUAGUACUUCCUGAAGCUGAUCAACAAAUCUUGAGAGAAUUGAUGAGUGAUGCCAUGGAGGAAAUUGAUAUACAGCAAGCUGCUUCUCCCAUAAAGCCACAAUCUAAUGGUAUUUUGGAUGAAAAAUCAAAAGCACAGGAACCAUCAUCUUGUUCAGAUCUCUUCCUGUUCCCAGAUGAAAGUGGGAAUAUCUCUCAGGAGCCUAGUCCCAGCUAUGCCUCAUGUACUCAACACUUGAUUAAUGAUGCAAUGAUAGAUGUACCUUCAGAAAAUGAUGAUUUUUGUAUUCUUUUUGCACCUAAAGUAACCAUUCAUGAGAAGGAAGAGGAGCCAAUAGUGAAAACAAUGGUUGAUGAUGGUAUUGUAAUAAUAGAAAAUCAUUUUAGUCUACCUGUUAAAAAAACAGAUACUAGCAAAGCCCCAUUACACUUCCCUACUCCUAUUAUACGAUAUGUUGUUAAGGAAGUCUCUCUUGUUUGGCAUCUCUAUGGAGGAAAGGAUUUUGGCACAAUACUUCCUACAUCUCCAGCUAAAAGUUAUGUUAGUCCACACAGUUCUCCUUCUCAUACACCCACGAGACAUGGACGUAGCAUGGCAUGUGGAGGAAAAGGAAGGAAUUUUGACUUUUUAAUGGAAAUACAGUUGAGUAAGGUGAAGUUUCAGCAUGAAGUAUAUCCACCAAGCAAACCAGAUUGUGAAUCCAGCCUUUUAGAAUAUCCAGUGUCGCGCCAGGUGUUUAUCGUUCAGGACUUGGAGAUUCGUGAUCGCCUGGCUACAUCACAAAUGAACAAAUUUUUAUAUCUUUACUGUAGUAAGGAGAUGCCUAGAAAAGCCCAUUCUAACAUGUUAACAAUCAAAGCAUUACAUGUACGUCCAGAAUCUGGAAGAGCACCACAAGAAUGCUGUUUAAGAGUUUCAUUAAUGCCACUUCGACUCAAUAUUGACCAGGAUGCCUUGUUUUUCCUGAAAGACUUUUUCACUAGUCUUUCUACAGAAGUGGAACUUUUAAUGACUCCAGAUCCAGAAGUAAAAAAAUCUCCUGCAGCUGAUGUUACCUGUAGUUUGCCAAAGCAUUUGAGUGCCUCAAAGGAGCCAAAUUUAGUUAUUUCUUUUCCUGGGCCAAAACAACAAUGCCAAAAUGGCAGUUCAGUGGAAGUGGUUAAUGGAGAGGAGGAGCAUUUAUCUGAAGCAACGCUAUUUAGUGAUCAACCUGUAUUUUUUAGAGAAUUUAGAUUUACAUCAGAAGUGCCUAUACGACUUGAUUACCAUGGGAAGCAUGUAUCAAUGGAUCAGGGUACGUUAGCUGGCAUUCUUAUUGGUCUUGCUCAAUUAAAUUGUUCUGAAUUGAAGUUGAAGAGGCUUUUUUAUCGACAUGGUUUGCUAGGUGUAGACAAAUUAUUCUCUUAUGCGAUUGCGGAAUGGCUUAAUGAUAUUAAGAAGAACCAGCUGCCAGGAAUUCUGGGAGGUGUUGGGCCUAUACAUUCGCUAGUACAAUUAGUACAAGGCCUGAAAGACUUGGUGUGGUUACCAAUAGAGCAGUACCGAAAGGAUGGCCGCAUUGUAAGAGGAUUUCAGAAAGGAGCAGCUUCAUUUGGUACUUCAACAGCAAUGGCUGCUUUAGAACUAACAAACAGAAUGGUUCAAACUAUACAGGCAGCAGCAGAGACUGCUUAUGACAUGGUAUCCCCAGGUACAAUUUCAAUUGACCCCAAAAAGAUCAAACGAUUUUCUCAUCAUCGCUUAGCACAUCAGCCUGUAGACCUGAGAGAAGGUGUGGCCAAAGCAUAUAGUGUUGUAAAGGAGGGUAUCACAGAUACUGCUCAAACCAUCUAUGAAACCGCUGCUAGAGAGCAUGAGAAUCGGGGUGUUACUGGAGCAGUAGGAGAAGUCCUCCGUCAGAUUCCACCAGCUGUAGUUAAGCCUCUGAUUGUUGCCACAGAAGCAACAUCAAAUGUUUUAGGUGGAAUGAGAAACCAAAUUAGACCAGAUGUUCGACAAGAUGAAUCACAAAAGUGGCGUCAAGGGGAAGACUGAUAGUUCCAACAUGAUUCUUUAGAAGAUUAUGAAAGUGGACGUAAGGAACAUGAUAUUCCGGUGGCAGCUUUAGGUAGAACUAAUGUAAAUUUACUUUUUCUCAGGAGCAGAAGCUUUUCUUAGGCAAUUUUCACAUCAACUCAACUUGUAGCCAAAACCUUCCAUGCAUUUUAGGGCAAGUUUGAUACUUGCCUUUAGAAAUGACCAUUACUCAUUAUGUGUGAUGGCUAGUUUCACAUGUCUUGGUUCAUGUGCUUGUUUUUAUGAAAACAUAAACCAUAGUUCUUUUAUGAUGGCUGAGGUGUUAUUAGAAGCAGCUUUCAUGAAAUUCAUGUUUUCUGAGCCCUUAAAGAUUCUUUAUCAAUCAGUUGUUCUUUGAUACAUAAAACUAAAAACAUGUUCAAAAUAUCCGUUUUUUUUUUUUUUCCUGGUGAUAAUAGAAGUGUAAUAAAGGCAAAUGGGAUUUUUAUUAGGAAUAUGUGCCAGAUUGACAUCUUGAAAAAAUGAAUUUAAUAUUUAUAUUUUAAAGAACAAUCUGUGAAUAUAUUAUGUAACAUGCAUAUAUGACACGCAUAUACAUACCCUUGUUUCCUAAUAGAUUUUUUUGGGUAGGAGAUGACAUUUUUAAACAUGUUUUAUUGUGUUGCACUUUAAAUAAUUUAUUCUGCAAAAUGUGUAGAUAAUUAAAAAGUCAUGUACAUUAUUCGUGUGUGAGUUAGAAACAUAUAAAAAGGAAUGUAAUAAAGAUUUUUGGCAAAAAAAAAUACAUGUUUGUUUAACUUUAAAUGAAAUUGUUCAUUUUAUGCCUGACUAAAAAUUAUAUCUUUAGUUUUAUAUAGAGAUUUUGAGAUAGAUAGGACUUUGUGGAGUGGGAGGAAAUGAAGAGUUCCAAUCUUUGUUUUUUUUUUUUUUUUUUUAGAUUUUUAUUAAUUAUUUCAAAUUAAGAAUUUUAGCAGGCUAACUACAUUUUAAUGGCCUGCUUUUUUUUUUUUUUUUUGGAAUAAAAUAAGUCCAUUUCAAAGUAAAAUUGUUUUAAUUGCCCCUAUAUAAUUUAUAUUCUGUGGAAUAUGCUCAGAGAAAUGAAAUUUCUCCCAAUUUAUUUAUCCCAAGAUUCUUAGAAAAACUUUCUGAAGACUGAUUGGUUAAUAGCAAAUAAAUCACUAUCCCAGGCAUAAAAUAGAAUUUUAUACCCACAGCAAUUUUCUUGGCUACAUGCGUGUGAGAUUUAUAAUGUGCUACUGCAAAUUCUGUCAGUAGGAAUUUCAGAAUAUUACUUUUUAAGUCAUAAGCUAGAAAAUUUGUUUGCUUUUCUAAUUAAAAAAUAUCAGUGUUAGCAGUGGUCCAAAUUACUUUAAUUAAAAAAAAAAAAGGUUUUGAAUCUUCUCCUGUUUUUCUCUUUUUAGAAAAUUUAAAAGAGAGAAUCUUAUUAGCCCAUCUAUGCAUCCCUAAGGAUGUUAACACCAAUUAAUUGUACAAGUACAGCACAUUUUUUGCCAAAUAUGACACCAAGCAGGCAAUGUAGUUACAGCAUUUUGUUAUUAUUAGGAGUUAAUCUUUUUCAGGAGAAGUCCAUACAUAUGUUGCAUAUAAAAACUUCAGAAUGUCAUCUUUUAAAAAUGGAAUAGCAACUAUUAUAUCAAGUUAAGUGCUUUAUGAAUUAUGACCUUAGUAAAAGGUGAAAGUGUAUGUUACUUAUGCAACUAAGACAUUUAAUUUUUAUUCUUUUACUUGUUUCUGGUCUUUCUGUGGUUACAUUAUGCAGAUGCAUAGUCCAGAGAAAUAAAAGUCCAAUUCUGACAUGCACUCUUAAGUAAUUAACAAAUAUCUUUUAGAAAUUGCUUUCAUAAAUUCUACUUAACAAGUACUUAUAUAAGCUCCACUUAUAUAGAACACUAUUUGCACAUUCAGGCCAACAGUCAAUACUAAUGCAUCAUAGCAAAGGAGUAAAUAAAUUUUAUGUUAGUUUACAUGAAAUGUACCUUUGCUAAAAUUGUGUAUAUGUAUAGUAUCUGUAUUUAAAUAUUUGUAUAAUAUUUAGCAUCUUUAAAUAAAACUCAGUGUUCUUCCAAAUGUAUUGAUGUUCUUGGAAUUUUAAGUUAAUUUUUUUUUUUUUUUUUGGUAGAGUGCUUGCUUAGGCUGAUAAAAUCUUUUGCUUAGUGCUUUGAUCUUUUCACUGACAAAGCACUGGGUAUUUGUGAGGCAAUCAGUCUUUUAAAUGCUUUUAGUAACUUGAACUUACUUUUUCACUUGCAAUGUUCCCUACUUAAUUUAAUGUUGAAAUUCACAGUAAUUUACACCUCUUCUCAAAUGAAAUGUGGAUACAAUGCUUUAUAAAUAUAUUUUUAUUAAGAAUAUUUAAUAAUGCACUUAAAUAGUUAUUUAAUAGGGGGAAAAGGUGAAACAAGUUUUUACUUCUUGGAUGCUACUUUUGGGAGCUAAUGGAUUAUCCCCUUUCCACAUUAAAUCCCUUUACUAUUAGCUCCAUAAUUAUAAUCAUUUACAAAUACAUUGAAUGCUGAACACAUGCUUUAUGUGUGAAAGUUAAAAAACAAAAACAGAAACAAACAACCUUGCCUUUAGCUUUGUGUUUUCAAUUUAAUGAAAUAGUAUUAAAGUAAUAGAAAGUAUUAUUUUAUGUCCCUUCAAGAUGAUUUUUAGAUAAUGAAACUACUAAAAUAUAGAGGGGUUUUUUUUUUAAUUCUUAAAAUGAGAGUGGGUAGCUUUGCAUUAAAACUGGAAAAAAAGAAACAUUAAAAAAAUUUUUUUUAAAGAAACAUUAAAAAUAGAAAUAUUUCUUAUUUUUAAAAAUUAAACUCAGAAUUUAGACUUCAUUUCUCUCUUUUUUGAAUUGUAGUUCUUGUAUUCUAUUCACAACUGUACAAUGUAACCAGACAAUAUUUGAUCAUGAGGGCCGAUUUUGUGCAGACCCUUUAUAUCUCCUUCCCACAACUAUGUCCCGUUUCACCUUAGAGUUGUUAUUAAUGUUGUAUCCAAGAAUGUGGAAUAAUAAUAACAAGUAUAAUUUAAAUUCAUGUUUUUUUUUAAUUGUCUAGCUUUGGGAAAGCUUUGAUAGACAAAAGACUUUGAAUUAAUCACUUAAAUGAAGGUUGAAAUUGUCUUUAAAAUUUUUUUUUACCACAGAUAAUUGUCUCCAUAAAAAGUAGGCUGGGGCAUUGCACUAGUUAUCAGGAGACCUAAGUUAUAGUCCUUGCACUACCUUUACUUUACUGUGUGACCUUGAACAAAUGUUCUAGUUAUGAAUCUAAAUUUUCACAUUUGUAAAAUGAGGGGGUUGCAUUACGACAUCUCCAUGGUUCCUGACCAGCCCUAAGACCAGCCAUAAGCCUGACUGCAUAUGGAUUUAAAAAGUGGCUACCACUUCUUAGGAAAAAUUUUUUAAAAAUAUAUUAAUAAUGUGUUUAUAGUAACGUGUAUGUACGAUAUUUUUAAAAAAUUGUAUAAUGUAGAGGACUUGGUCUAGCCCUCAGCACUUCAAAUUUAGCUUUGUAACAUGAAGUGAACUGAUUAACUUUUCAGCUUCACUUUACUUGCUUAGUCUUGAAUUAUUAAGAUUGUCAUAGGACCUUUUUGGGGGGUUGGACUGAGAUUAAUAUAACAUUCAGGUGAGAAUUUUAUUUCUUAUUUCAUUAUCUAUUUCCUUUCUUUAAUCAUUAAAAGUUCCUUAAAUUAGGGGGAAUGUUCAUGAAGUUCUUUCAGUUCCUUGAAUGUAAGGCAUUAUGUAAACACAAGGUGAUACCUUUACUAUUAUAUGUAUAUAAUCAUGUGUAUGUAUAUAUGUUAUUUAAACAUGUUGUCAAACAUUAGAAUGUGUUGAAUAUUUCAUGAUCUUUCCUUAAGCAUAUUAAAUGCAAGUGUAAGUUUGAGUUACACUUCUUUUGAUGCUACCAAGUGCUAUGUUUGUACAAUAUGUGUAAAUAAUGUAAAAUUUAUAAAUGUCAUCAUUUGCCAUCUCUGGGUGUCUUACAUUUUAUUAUAAGGUGUACAGUUAUUCCUAUUUAUGAAACUUGUUCCUUGCAAGAGUUUUAAUCCCAUUUAUUUUUUAGUAUGAUCUUAGUUCAGCAAGCAUUUAUUAAUCAAACUCUAUGUAGAAGACAGUCUAUACAUUCUAACGAAGAAUAUUCUAUAUUGUGUAAAUAACUCAACCAGCUUCCUUUGGUUUUAUUUGUAAGCAUCCUUUUUUGAUCAGUUAUUAGCGAAUCAAAGGUAGAAACAUUACUUUAAUACACAAUACUAAUAAUGCAGUUAUUUAGCUUAAAAACUUGGGUGUUUCAACAUUUCAUGCACAUAUUUUUAUUGCUAUUUUUCUCUCUUAAAAUAACUUUUUUUGCAUUUCUGAUAUAAUUUGAGUUUUUUCUUUUUAAAUUUCUGAAGAGUUUUGUUUUUCUUUUUGCAACAAAUAUCUAAGAUACUAAAAUUUAGCACCAGCACUCUGUUUUGAAGAGUCAGGUACUUUGGAGAUCUUAAGUGAUAUAUUUUCAUCCUUAGGUACACCAGAUCGAUUCAGAUACCUAAAAAACAACUUUUAUAGUACUUUGCUCUUUUAAAUGUAUUUUUGUAUAAAAGAGAAUAAUUUCUGAUAGCUGGUUAUGUUAUUUGUGUAUUUGUGAAAACUGCAAUACCUACCUUUUCUAUGUUAAGAAACUGGGGAUUGUGGCCAUAAAUUGCCUACAUUCAUAAUGGAAGCUUUAUAUAAACAUUUUGAUUUGUUACAGAUGCAGGAGUUGAAUUACCAUGAAUAAAAGAUUAUAAAGUUUACAAGUAUUUAUUGUCAAGUUGUCCUAAUAAAACUGUUAAUUGUUCAUGUGAAUAUUUUUUAAAAUGUUUGUGCUGUGUGAUUAAUGUUAUGGCAAUGAAGCAUAAUGGUAUGAUUAAAGUAUUUCUAUGGAUUGAA
This is a messenger RNA of Antechinus flavipes (yellow-footed antechinus), 11520 nucleotides long. It is a transcript of the gene ATG2B, whose product is annotated as autophagy related 2B. Bases 384 to 6608 code for a protein of 2074 amino acids. Gene Ontology annotation, biological process: reticulophagy; autophagosome assembly; autophagy of mitochondrion. Gene Ontology annotation, cellular component: extrinsic component of membrane; phagophore assembly site. The record is from RefSeq and is a predicted model, not a curated record. The transcript has 42 exons. Gene Ontology annotation, molecular function: phosphatidylinositol-3-phosphate binding. Lineage: Eukaryota; Metazoa; Chordata; Mammalia; Dasyuromorphia; Dasyuridae.